Molecule: messenger RNA, 210 nt
Organism: Strongyloides ratti
Lineage: Eukaryota; Metazoa; Nematoda; Chromadorea; Rhabditida; Strongyloididae
Exons: 3
Coding region: 1-210 (69 amino acids)
Source: RefSeq, a predicted model, not a curated record
AUGCUUGUUAAGCGUUUUAAGAGACAGCCUGAUAAACAUUAUUGGAGUAAUGUAGUCGUCAUCAAAAAUGAUGAUGUAGCUCUGUAUAAAGAAAUUUGUAUUUAUUUCACUUUGUUUAAAGGUAUUUCGAAAUUCUACUUCCUUUUGCUUUUCUUAACAUUUUUUGAACCAUUUUGGCAUUCUUUUAAAACUAAAAUUUCUUCACAUUAA